Molecule: messenger RNA, 1299 nt
Organism: Tachyglossus aculeatus (Australian echidna)
Lineage: Eukaryota; Metazoa; Chordata; Mammalia; Monotremata; Tachyglossidae
Gene: RPF1
Product: ribosome production factor 1 homolog
Exons: 9
Coding region: 16-1026 (336 amino acids)
Biological process (GO): maturation of 5.8S rRNA; maturation of LSU-rRNA
Cellular component (GO): preribosome, large subunit precursor; nucleolus
Molecular function (GO): rRNA primary transcript binding
Source: RefSeq, a predicted model, not a curated record
GAGAGCGGCGCCAUCAUGGCGGCCGGCGGGGCGACCACCGUCACCACAGCGGCGGCGGCGACGACGACGACGAUGGCGGACGGUUCUUCCCCCGGGUCGGGCCCGGUCCCGGCCCUGUUCCCCCCGGCCUUCUCCAUCUCCGAAAUCAAGAACAAGCAGCGGCGCCACUUCAUGUUCCUCCGCUGGAAGCAGCAGCAGCGCAAGGAGAAGCUGGCUGCCAAGAAGAAGCUAAAAAAGGAGAGAGAGGCACUCGGAGAUAAGGCGCCACCCAAACCAGUGCCCAAGACCAUCGACAACCAGCGAGUUUACGACGAAACCAUAGUGGACCCUAAUGACGAAGAGGUGACUUUUGAUGAGGCGACAGAUGAAUUUGCUUCAUAUUUCAACAGACAGACGUCUCCCAAGAUCCUCGUCACAACGUCGGACAGACCUCGUGGGAGAACCGUGAGAUUCUGUGAACAGCUGUCCACUGUCAUACCGAACUCGCACGUUUAUUACCGAAGAGGCCUGGCCCUGAAGAAAAUCAUCCCGCAGUGUGUCGCCAGAGAUUUCACCGAUCUGAUCGUCAUCAACGAAGAUCGCAAAGUACCGAAUGGCCUCGUAUUAAGUCAUCUGCCGAAUGGCCCCACCGCUCACUUCAGAAUGAGCAGCGUUCGCCUGCGAAAAGAAAUCAAGAGAAAGGGGAAGGCACCCACUGAACAUUUACCCGAAGUCAUUCUGAAUAAUUUCACCACGCGCCUGGGUCAUUCCAUCGGACGCAUGCUUGCUUCGCUCUUUCCGCACGACCCCCAGUUCGUCGGGAGACAAGUUGCCACGUUCCACAACCAGCGGGAUUACAUCUUUUUCCGAUUCCACAGGUACAUUUUUCAAAGUGAGAAGAAGGUGGGAAUUCAAGAGCUGGGCCCCCGUUUUACCUUAAAACUCCGGUCUCUUCAGAAAGGAACCUUUGACUCUAAAUACGGAGAGUACGAAUGGGUCCAUAAGCCACGUGAAAUGGAUACGAGUAGGAGGAAAUUCCAUUUAUAAAGCAAGCGAGGAAAUGGUACCUUGUUGAAUCGGUCACCUGGGCCUGGCUGCCCUGGAAGGUUUCUCCACCUAAAGUUAUUUUGGACGGCCUCUUCCGAGCCGGGACCACAGAUGUGUUUGCCAACAGCCCAGACACGACCGUUGCUUAUUCUUUGACCUUUUUAUAGCCUGCAGUUGGACAAGCUGCAGUGGAUUGUUUCAUCACAUCCUUCCUGCCAGAGGAACUAAAAUAAAGGGAGUAUGGAAAGUUAUUUUUAAUAACAGGUUUGUUGA